Molecule: messenger RNA, 3530 nt
Organism: Rotaria sordida
Lineage: Eukaryota; Metazoa; Rotifera; Eurotatoria; Philodinida; Philodinidae
Source: the annotation of a GenBank genome assembly
AUGCGAUUCUUAAAAACCACAUCUGAUAAUACACCAUUAUUAGUUAAUGAACAUGAGACAACAACGUCUCCAAAAAUAUCAUUAUCACAUAGAGAUCAUCAUUCAUCUAUUCAAUGUCAUAACCUACGACAAGAUCAUAUGCCGAAUUCAAUAGAUAAAUCCUUACCAUCUUCAGAAUAUAUUUAUACUGAAAUUGUUAAAGCAAUUGGAAAUAAUGAAUUUAUUCAAGAAAAACGUUUACUUAAACGAGCUAGUUGGAGUCCAGGUAACAAUCAAGAACAUGGUUUACCACCAACUGGAAAAAGUACCGAUAAUGAACAAUUAACAACAAAUAGAAAUUCUCAUCGAAUACGCGUACGACCAAAAGUAUCUAGAUAUUUUCAACCACAAAAUAAUCCAUAUAAUCAUCAAAUGUCUUGUGGAAGACCCGCUUCAUUUAAUGAAGGACAUAAUCGUCAUUCAAUUGAUCAUCAAUCAAGAAAGCAUUCAAAUUCAUCCUUAAAUCAAAAUGAUCGUUUUGCACAUCAACGACGUCAAUCUUCGUCUUCUCUCUCAUCAUCUUCAGCUGAUACAAUAGUACAAACCACAGGACGUAGAUCACCUUCAUAUGAUAGUAGUGAUUUUAUUAGUGAUACAUCAGCUGCAUCAUCAAUAACAACAACAAAUACAAUAACAUCUUUAUCUUCAGCUAUUCCUCCUCACAUAUGUCGGCGAACAAGUCCCAGUAGUGAACGUAUUCAUUCAUCACCAAAACGUCCAUUAUUAAAUGAAUAUCAACAACCAAAUUCAACACAUAUCGAUUACAAAUUUUCCUCACCAGUUAAUUCUGUUCGUUCAACAUCUCCAAUUUCUUUACCUCCAUCUAUUUCUACUUCUACAACUUCUGUUACUUAUCCCAAAGGUCAUGAACAGUCAUUGUCAUCUUCCAAAGGGUCAUCACUAAAUCAAUAUAAAGAGUUUACUUCACAAACAUUAACUGAUGAUACAUCUCGAGACGAUAUUAGUCCUUCAACAACAAUAACGACACGUAGUAUAAUGACUAUGUCAGUGUCACCUAAUCGCCAUCAUAAUCAAACGCGUUCAGCAAAAGCUAUCAUCACAUCAUCAUCAUCAUCUCAAAUAUCCCCAUCAAAAAACGUCACAAUCAUGACAAACAAUAGUGAUGGAUUAAAGCAGCAACAGCAACGAGAUCAAACAGAAUCGGCAAUGGUUUGUAGUAAUGGUUGUUUAAAAUCACCGACAAAUACAAAUAAUAAUAAUCGUAUGAAAAAAUCUGUUCACUUUGACUGGCAUUUGCCUAAAGAAAUUCGGUCACGUUCACCAUCACCGGCCAAUAUAGAUUGUAGUAGUAAUUACCAACAGACGGUUGCAAUUGCAUCUUCAUCUUCAUUGUUCAAUGGUAAUGAAUCGAAUGGCACGAACAAUUCUAAUAAAUACAUAUUAAAACGACAACAAUCACCAUCAAUUGACAAACCUAUGCCAUUAAAUAAUUUACUUGUGAAAACAUCUUCACUUAAUACAAUUAUUAAUCCACAAAUCCCACAGCAAUCAUCAUCAUCAUCAUCAUCAGCAACAUCAACAGCCAAAAAAUUAAUUAGUAAUGGUUUUUUUAAUUUUAUUGGUCGAUCACAUAGCAAUAAUAACAAGUCAUCAAUAUCGACCGAAGAAAAUAAACAAUUACGACGUACAUCGUCCACUCAACUACGUGCUCAACGAAAGACUAAACAACAGACAACAUUAACAACAGGGGCAAACGGAAAUAAACGACUUAGCGCGGAUGUCGAAUCUCUUCUUCCUGUAUCUUCAAUCAAUAGCAAUGAUCGUGAAAUAUCAAAUGAAGAUGCUCAUAUAUUUGACAAGGUUACAACAAAAAAUAAUAAUAAUAAUAAUAAUAAUAAUAAUAGUGAACGACAAUCAUCGAUUUCUCUUGUUUCAACAUCGAUAGACAAGAAUAUCAAUGAUACUAGCUCUUCUAACAACGAAUCAUCUAUCCCACUGUGUACAAACACUAACAUCAAUAAUAGUUCAUUAUCAAUGUCAACGAAUUCUACAACGACAAUUAUUAAAUCGGAUGAAGGUGAUUCAUUAAAUAAUGGUCUUCUUUUUCGACCAGUAACUGAUCCAAAAUGUGAUUAUAUUUUACAUGAUCAUCAAACAAUAAAGAAAGAACCUUUCUUUUUAUCACCAAUAAAAUCAUUAUCUAAUAAUGAUGAUGAAUCUACAAUAAUCCAAACAUCAACACUUAUUAUUUCGACACCAUCACAAUAUCAUUAUUAUUUAUAUCCACCAAUUAAUAAUACAAAUACAUUGUCAUCAUCAUCAUCGUCAUCAUCGUCAUCAUCAUCAUCGAAAAAAAAUUCAAAAUUAAUUUCAAUAACAAAUCGUACAAUAUCAAAUGUUAGUAUCAAUAGUGUUAGUACAAAUUCAUCUUCAUCAUAUCGAUCAUAUGAAUCUCAAAUACAUGAUAAUGAAUAUCCACAAUCAAGUCGUACUCCUCUUAAUGCUGAAGAUGAAACAGCAUCAAAUUCAACUUAUUCAAUAACAAAUAAUAAUAAUAAUAAUAAUAAUAAAAUACGUCAAAAAAAAGUUAUUCAAUCAGCAUUAAUUGAUUGGAAAAUGAAAUCAUCAUCAGAAAUAAAUAAUGAUUCAAUAACUACAACAAAACCUGUUAUAUUAUCUGAUUCUGUACAAGCUUUUUGGCCUCCACCACCUUCACCAUUAACAUUAGAUAAAGAUUCAGGAUUAACAACAAUGACAUCAACAACUACUGAACAAACUAAACAAUCAGAAUCAAUACCCAUACCAAAUAAUAUUAUUAGUUCAAGUUCUCACAAUGAUUCAAUAAAUGUUAAUCAUAUUGAUAUAUUAUCAACGAAAGAAGAAAUUGGAUCUUAUGCCGAACAACAUACAUUUACUAAUGGUUGUCUAAGAAAUGCAAGUGAUACAUCUUUAGAAGAUACACAAGCAUCAUAUACAGAACGUUUACGUGAAAAAUCUCGUUCAAUACCAAUGAAUGCAAAUAAUGAUAUGUAUUCUUAUUUAACACGAUCAAUAUCAAAAGAUGCAUUAAAUGAUUGUCAUUUACAUCCAAAUACACAUUUAAAUAUAACAGAAUUUCCUUUAACAAAUGAAAAUAUUUUAAGACCAAAAUCAGCCGGUCAACAAACUCGUACAACACAUAUAAUAUCAAAACCACAUAUGGAAAAUUCUGAUAAUGAUUUUCAAUCAAAACGAGAUUUUUUUGAAAAUCGUACAUAUACAGAUAAUACAUCAAUAAAUUCUUCUUUAUCAUCAAUCCCAACAAAUGUAUUACCAACAAAACCAAAAAUAUAUACAUUAUCUCCAGCAAAUCCACAAAUUAAUAAUAAUAAUAAUAAUAAUAAUAAUGUUUCACAACAGACGACAACAAUAAAUAAUAAUCCUCAACGUAAUGUAACAAGGUAAAAAUGAUUUCUAUAAAUCUAUUUUUCUUUUCAUAGAAAGAAAAAAAAAGAAAAAGAAAAAGAAAAAGGACAAGGAUAGAUUGUUAU